UUGACGCACUUUCGUUCGGUGUCGAGGAUGUGUACCUUCUCAAGCUGAAGAUAUACCCAGAUAACAAUGGUCUUUACGAGCUUGGGAUCUUUUUUGCCAUAGCCACGACGUGUCACGAGCUGCACUAUGAACGCCAACAGUAGCCGGCGAAAUGGCAAGCCAGCAUCAUGCGAGCCAUGCCGAUUGAACAAGACAAAGUGUGAUCAUGGCCAUCCAAAAUGCGACCGCUGCCGACAACGAGGCAUCGAAGAUCGCUGUUUCUACCAUCCGGCCCCACUCACCAAACCUCGUAGUGCCGUUGACGACACAGGCACCGGCGAGUCGCGCCCAUUGAAGAGAAAACGACCGUCAAAAGCGAACCAAAACUCAGAUCCAUUGUAUCCCCCGCCAUCUCCAGGACAAGGCGACAAGCUCGCCGAUGCCGUUGCUGCCGAUGUAUACCACCCAGGAUUCCUUGGACCUGGCUCUUAUGGAGUUCUCCUACCGCAAGACGACGAGUCGGACCGACUGCGUGAACGCGAACUGUCAGUCGCAUCCGAGAGAUCGGAUCGAGAGUUGACUCAUCAACACGUGCUCACCAAGUCUAUGAGGUAUCAGAUGGCAAGUGACGUGUUGAGCGCCUUCCGUCACUACAACUCCAUACGAGAACUCAUAUUGUGGUAUAAUGCAGGCAACGAAGCGGGCGUGGUGCCAUCACAGCUCCAGAUCGAUGCCAUCCACGCCAUGGAAUCCGUGGUCGACAAGCACAACCUACGACACGUACCCCCAAGCUCUCAGUUAAUCGCUCAGGUCUUGGAAAGCACAAGUCGACCGUUUACGAUAUCCCAAUCUCUAGAAGCUCGUGACUUUCAUAUUCUCUGUUCAGGAGAGAAUCUGCGGUUCGAGACCAUCGGUUUCCUCCUCGCAACUGCCGGACGGUCACUGACUUUUGGAUUUGCACCUGAUCUGUUCAGUGACCCUGCUAACCGGAAUUUGAAGUCACGAUUUAUCGACGAACUCCUUCGUGCAAGCACAACUUGUCUUUUUCUUUGCACCAUGCUAGCCACGGUAAACGAUGUUAACAUUUGGAUGUACUACGAGAACUACCUCUUCACUGUCAUGAUGUGUGGCUAUGCUGGCCCGCCUUCAUGGAGGCGCAUUGGCGAGCUAGCAACACAAAUGUUCGCGUUGGGAAUCCACAAAGAAUCCACAAGUGCUGAUGUCCCCAUGUGGCUCCGCGAGACCCGUCGAAGAGUCUUCUGCUCAUCCUAUAACCAGGAUAAGUCCAUUGCCACGUUUCUUGGACGUCCGAUACGAAUAAGCAAAAGACAUACCGACAUCAGCCUUCCACUCGACGUUGCCGACGAUGAGACCACCGAUGACAAGGCAGUCUUGGAGUCAGCCACCCAAACCUUGGAUGCUGAAGGGUGGAACACAAAAGGCCGGUGGCUACGAGCCUCGUGGAUCCGGCUGCGCCAUCUCUCUCUCCAGUUCCGAGAAGAGAUUUUAGAGUUCUCGUUUGUAAAACUCGAUGAGAACGUUGAACAUCAAUUACUUGACAUAUCUCAACGCAUACGUACAUCUUGGGAUUCCCUUCCCAAACACAUGCGCUAUUGGAAGACAUGCUGGGUCGAGGACGUACCCUCGACUGUAUGCCUCAUGCUCAUCAUCGUUCACUUGACGCACUGGUACAACGAAUUUAUGAUUCAAAAACUCCUCGACUAUCAACCCUUGACUCUCAACAUUGCCUUGCUCCGCGUUUCAGUCGACCUCCUCGCCAAUGUACUCACGCUCGGCACAAUCCGCGAUCGGAGCUACGAUAUCCACCGGGACCUGCUGCAUGCUAUUCUGCUAUUUGGUGUACCUGCCGCGUCAGUAUUAGCCACUGCGCUCCGCGAACAGCAGCAGACGGGCCAGCAGUUCCCUGCCGAUGUGUCAAGAGCGGAAAUUAUACGCAUGCUCAGCGUGCUCAUCUCGCAUCUCGACGCCGCUGCACAUGUCGAGAAUUCUGGAGCUAGGCAGGGCGAGGCGAAUUAUAACUUGUGUCGCAAGGCGGGUAAGAUUUUCACAAGGGUUAUUGAUGCGGUGCUGGAUGCUCAAGCGCCUGGGGGCAGUGAGGUCACGCCGGGUAGUGAGCAGCUAGGCCUAGACCUGUUCACGGGCCCGGGUCUGGAUGGGUUUGAGGGGACGGAAUUUGGUGGGUUUGGGAUGCAAUUUGGUGCAGGUGGAGCAGGGAUUGGGAAUGAUGGAAUUGACUGGGGCGCUAUUGGGCAGUGGAGUCUUUGAAAUAAUGCUGAGCGAUUUUGUAACAAUAUUAAAUAUUACGAGAAGUUCAAAGUACUAACCAGCUCCAAGGCAAAGCCUUUUAGGCAACAUGUGAAGUCACAAUUGAUGAAUCGAGACUAAUACAAGUUUACUCAGGGCAUUGCAGUAGAAUCAUGAUAUUUCCAACCUCGCAAGAUGCUCAACGCCUUCU
Messenger RNA from Cucurbitaria berberidis CBS 394.84, 2455 nucleotides. RefSeq lists its product as uncharacterized. Gene Ontology annotation, biological process: regulation of DNA-templated transcription; DNA-templated transcription. The record is from RefSeq and is a predicted model, not a curated record. The transcript is spliced from 6 exons. Gene Ontology annotation, cellular component: nucleus. Lineage: Eukaryota; Fungi; Ascomycota; Dothideomycetes; Pleosporales; Cucurbitariaceae. Gene Ontology annotation, molecular function: DNA binding; DNA-binding transcription factor activity, RNA polymerase II-specific; zinc ion binding. The coding region runs from base 127 to 2265 and encodes 712 amino acids.